AUGUGUAGACCUGAAGGAGCCAUUAAGAGCUGUUUAGGACCCGAAGGAGCCAUUAAGAGCUGUUUAGGGCGACGUAGACCUGAAGGAACAGCACCUACCAAGAGGACCAACAAAGACCCUGUUAAGACCCAGAAGAACCCACCAAACCCACGAGGACCCAAAACCCAUGAAGACCUCAACAAAAGCCACGAGGACCAAGUAAAAUCCAUCAGUACCUACAAAGACCCACCAGAACCCAAGGGGACCCACCAGAACCCAAGAGGACCCACCAGAACCCAAGAGGACCCAACAGAACCCAAGAGGACCCACCAGAACCCAAGAGGACCCACCAGAACCCAAGAGGACCCACCAGAACCCAAGAGGACCCACCAGAACCCCAGAGGACCCACCAGAACCCAGAGGAACCACAGAACCCAAGAGGACCCACCAGAACCUAAGAGGACCCACCAGAACCCAAGAGGACCCACCAGAACCCAAGAGGACCCACCAGAACCCCAGAGGACCCACAGAACCCAAGAGGACCCACCAGAGCCCCAGAGGACCCACCAGAACCCAAGAGGACCCACCAGAACCCAAGAGGACCCACCAGAACCCCAGAGGACCCACCAGAACCCUAGGAGGACCCACCAGAACCCAAGAGACCCACCAGAACCCCAGAGGACCCACCAGAACCCAAGAGGACCCACCAGAACCCAAGAGGACCCACCAGAACCCAAGAGGACCCACCAGAACCCAAGAGGACCCACCAGAACCCAAGAGGACCCACCAGAACCCAAGAGGACCCACCAGAACCCUAGAGGGACCUACCAGAACCCAAAAGACCCAGCAGGACGUGGCCAAGGGCAGCGUGAGGACGGAGGAGCAGCCCUGCCCUUAGGUGCCGCCCAGGACAUUUAUUACUUUAUAAUUCGACCACUGUUUGACGGUGUCCCGCCAUCCUCACCGCCCCACUCACCCACAUCUCGCACACACACUCACAAAACGCCCAUGCCACUCAUCUACAUAACGCCCAUGCCACUCAUCUACAUCACGCUGCCACUCAUCCAUAUAACGCCCAUGCCCACCCACAUCACACCCAUGCCACCUACCCAUAUCAUGUCCAUGCCAUUACCACCUAUAUUACGCCCGUGUUACACCUACCCACAUCACGCCCAUGUUACACCCAUCCUAACGUUCUACAUCCGGCCAUGA
Molecule: messenger RNA, 1191 nt
Organism: Homarus americanus (American lobster)
Lineage: Eukaryota; Metazoa; Arthropoda; Malacostraca; Decapoda; Nephropidae
Product: basic salivary proline-rich protein 4-like
Exons: 3
Coding region: 1-1191 (396 amino acids)
Source: RefSeq, a predicted model, not a curated record